AGCCGGUGUUGGAAGUACUUUAAGUAUUUUCGCAAAUAAAUUUUAAAUUGAAAACAAAUAAUACAUAACUUGACAUAUAAAACAAAAGAUGUAAUAUAUAAAAUGAAAUCAAUAGAAGAUUUAGAAAAGGAGGUGAAAGAGGUUGAUAAAGAGUUAAAAAAUAUCGAUGCAGAGUUACUAAAAUGGAAAAAUUUACAACGCGAAUUGCACGAGAAGAAAUCUUUACUAAAAACAACCAUAAACAAAAUAAAGUCAGAGUCAUUAGCUAAUGUUGAUUGGGCUGGAAAUACGUACGAAUGGUCAAAGGAUGUUAAGAAAACUCUUAAUGACGUUUUUAGAAUAGAUUCAUUUAGACCAAAACAAUUGAGUGCUAUAAAUUCUACACUUGCUGGUCAACAUGCAAUUGUUGUAAUGCCAACAGGGGCCGGUAAAAGUCUCUGCUACCAACUUCCGGCUCUUGUUAAACCCGGCAUAACUAUAGUUAUAUCACCACUAAUUUCCUUGAUGGAAGACCAGGUGCGGUCACUAAAGAACAGAGAAAUCCCGGCAACGCUGAUGACAAGUACAAGUCCAAAAGACGAAACAUUUAAAGCUUUAAAUGCGUUAAAGGAUAAGAAUACGAAAAUUAAACUUUUAUAUGUUACACCUGAAAGACUUGCAAAAAGUAAGAGAUUUAUGUCAAAUUUACAAAAAUGUUAUGUUGAAGGUAGAUUGCAAAGAAUUGCUAUUGAUGAAGUGCACUGCUGUUCUCAAUGGGGUCAUGAUUUUAGACCAGAUUACAAAUACCUUGGAAUUUUGUCGAAUAUGUUUCCCAAAAUUCCGAUCUUAGGAUUAACUGCAACAGCCACAUCCCACGUAUUAACUGAUGUGCAGAAGAUACUUAACAUACCAGGUUGCUUGGUGAUUAAAUCAACAUUUAAUAGGCCCAAUUUAUAUUACAAAAUUUUAGAAAAACCUACAUCUCAGGAAGAUUGCUUAACAAUACUCGAAAAGCUUUUGAAAUAUAGGUACAAAGGAGAAAGUGGUAUUAUUUAUACUAAUAGUAUCAAAGAUUCUGAAGAAUUAGCUCAAGGACUAAGAAAGAGAGGCUUGUCAGUGGGUUGCUAUCAUGCAAACAUGGAAGCAGAAUCAAGAUCCAAAGUACAUUUGAAGUGGCAUGAAAAAAGCUAUCAGGCUAUUGUGGCCACUGUUGCCUUUGGCAUGGGUAUUGAUAAACCAGAUGUCAGGUUUGUUAUACAUCACACCAUCAGUAAAUCAAUGGAGAAUUACUAUCAGGAGAGUGGUAGAGCUGGACGUGAUGGUAAAAGAGCAGAAUGUCUUACUUUAUACAGAAUGCAGGACAUUUUUAAACUGAGUACCAUGGUAUUCUCUGCAGUCGGCAGUAUAGAUCAUCUAUAUGGCAUAGUUAAGUAUUGUCUGAAUGGAAUCUUAUGUAGAAGACAGUUAAUUGCUCAACAUUUUGAUGAAGAUUGGGGUGAUACUGAUUGUAACAAAAUGUGUGAUGUUUGCUCAUAUCCAAACUCAAAUAUAAGAGAAAUAAGUCUGGAAAAACAUUGUAAAAUACUGGCUGGCAUUAUUGAUAAUGCUCACAUACAAGAUACAAAACUUACUGCCCAAAAGUUACUUGAUGCUUGGUACUUAAAGGGACCAGUUCCACUUAGACAUAAAGGCAAAGAGCCAAAUUUUUCAAGGUCUGUAGGUGAAGAUGUGAUAGCAUUUCUACUUGUAGAAGGAUAUCUUGUUGAAGAUUUUCAUUUUACAGCCUAUACAACUAUUGCUUACAUAAAGAAGGGCCCUAAUAUAGAAGCAAUUGAUGAUGACAACUUUACUUUGAAAAUGCCGUUAAGAAAAUAUAUCGAAUUUCAUUUAGAUAGACCAGCUCCCAAAGAUUUUGAUUCAGUUAUUGGAAAUAAAGUUAUAGAAUCAAGAAAAAGAAAAGCAAGCUCUGAAGUUAAUAGUGAAAAGUCAAAGAUAAUUGUUAUUGAUAAAUAAUAUAUUAAUUGUUUUGUCAAAUUAAAUAACUUUAUUGAAAUUAUAACCAAAAUAUUCUAAAAACAAUCUAAUUAAAAAAACUUCAGAUUUGGUAUGUCAUUAGAUUACCUUGGUUUGAUAGUUAUAAGAUUUAUUAUACAUAGAAUUCAUACACGACGCCUUGGAGAAUAUUGUAAUGGUGAUAAUUGUUCAUAAGCUGCAACAUUUUCUUCAAUUUUUUUUGAUAAUUUCGUGGUAUUCCUUUUAAGUUUUCGAUGCUCUUGUACAUUGUUGGACACCUUUGAAUAUUCUGUAAUUGUCAUAAUUGAUUGAUUUUUAUUACUUUAUAAAAUUAACACAUUUUUUCUAUAGUAUACUUACUGAUUCCAUUAAAUCGGUCACUAUGCUCACUUGGAACAACACUGAAUCCAGAUCUAGUAGAUCUGGCAGAUGAGCAGCAGCUGUCAACACCAAUAGCGUCAAGAGCUCUCAUCCGUUCAGCAAUCUGAUCCUUAAUCAGUUCUCUAUGUGGACCAGCAUGCCCUAGAUCUUCCAUAUCUGCUAACCAUUCUGCGCGUUCUCGAAUUUGAGUCACCACUGAAAUGUGUCAAAUAUUUAAUAUUAUACUAUUAAUAACUGAGCUUAAUUAUAUUUAUUUAUAUAUUAUGAUGAGACAUU
Molecule: messenger RNA, 2649 nt
Organism: Nymphalis io (European peacock)
Lineage: Eukaryota; Metazoa; Arthropoda; Insecta; Lepidoptera; Nymphalidae
Product: ATP-dependent DNA helicase Q1-like
Exons: 1
Coding region: 103-1992 (629 amino acids)
Biological process (GO): double-strand break repair via homologous recombination
Cellular component (GO): cytoplasm; chromosome
Molecular function (GO): ATP binding; four-way junction helicase activity; 3'-5' DNA helicase activity
Source: RefSeq, a predicted model, not a curated record